Ctenocephalides felis (cat flea) is the source of this 1959-nucleotide messenger RNA. Its product is annotated as protein bowel-like. Gene Ontology annotation, molecular function: DNA-binding transcription factor activity, RNA polymerase II-specific; RNA polymerase II transcription regulatory region sequence-specific DNA binding. The coding region runs from base 1 to 1803 and encodes 600 amino acids. NCBI's taxonomy places the organism in Eukaryota, Metazoa, Arthropoda, Insecta, Siphonaptera, Pulicidae. The transcript is spliced from 2 exons. Gene Ontology annotation, biological process: embryonic hindgut morphogenesis; embryonic pattern specification; regulation of transcription by RNA polymerase II. Gene Ontology annotation, cellular component: nucleus. The record is from RefSeq and is a predicted model, not a curated record.
AUGCCUGGCGACGAUGAAGCUCAUGUACUGCCACUGCCGCGCUCGCGGCCCACUGAACAGUUCCAUGUCGGUGGUGCCGCUGGCAAUUCUUCUACAUCAGCAACGGGUGCAUCUCGGUCAUCCAGUGGCAGCCGUGUAUAUUCCGAGACCUCGCCGCAAUCUCAAUUAUCAUCAUAUCAGCACCAUUUGGCGGCGGCUGCGGUCGGAUUACUUCAGCAACAAUCUCAACAACCUACCGCCGGAUCGCGGGAAUCUUCCGCUUUCGUGCCCGUCGUACCAUCGAGAGGGCGAUUAUAUCAUCCCCUCGUAGACGCAGCUGCAUCUAAAAGUAGUGGCGUCGACAGCGGCAGCAAGCCACCGGGAUCUUCAAACGCGGGCUUCGAGUUAAUUGCCAUGAUGGCGGAUAAAAGAAAAGAACUCGCGAUGAGGGAGGCGAUUUUAGCUCGGCAAGCGCCCCCAGUUAUCCCAGGUGGUUUGUAUUCACCAGCGCCCGGGGGAAAUACGUCCGCGGUCUCUCAUGGAGCGUUUGCGUUUCCGCCUUAUGGUGGGGCACCCGCAAUGCACGCGCAUCUAGAUCGAAGGCUUCUGAGAGCACCAGGAAGAGCUGCUAGGCCAAAGAAACAAUUCAUUUGCAAGUUUUGUAAUCGCCAGUUUACAAAGUCAUAUAAUUUAUUAAUACACGAACGCACGCAUACGGAUGAGAGGCCUUACUCAUGUGAUAUCUGCGGUAAAGCAUUCCGCAGACAAGACCACUUGCGCGAUCACAGGUAUAUUCAUUCCAAGGAAAAACCAUUUAAGUGCACAGAAUGCGGCAAAGGCUUCUGCCAAUCGCGCACGCUGGCGGUUCACAAAAUAUUACACAUGGAGGAGUCUCCUCACAAAUGUCCAGUUUGCAGUAGAAGUUUCAAUCAGAGAUCAAAUUUAAAGACCCAUUUAUUAACGCACACAGAUCACAAACCGUAUGAAUGUACAGCAUGCGGGAAAGUAUUUAGAAGAAAUUGCGAUUUGAGGAGACAUGCCCUAACCCACUCAGUUGGCGAUGUUCCGGCUGAAGUUUUAGAUGUAGGAGAGGAAGACGCUCCUCCUUCACCAGCACCGCUUGAUCUAGAGGUGGAAGGUGACGAUGACGAAGAAUCGGAAGUUGCUGAACGUGAUACUUUAGAACAAAUGGAACUAGAACGUCUUAAAGAUCGAGAGCGCAGACGUGCCGAACGCACGCAUUGUCAUCACCAGGAUAGCAAUUACACAAUGCGCCCUACGAUUCACAGCGAAUCCCAGCUCCAGCAUCAGCCGCAACCAUCUACUAUACAACAACCCGAAGUGGCGCACCAGACACAACCUGCCGUCAUGCCACCUUCUCCUAUGCUGCACGUGCGUAGAGAUCUCUUGAGGAAACAUAUGCCUUCUACGAUUUCUCAACAUGGAUUGGUCGAUCAUCAAGUAUCAAGUAGCAGUGCGAGUUUAAUUAUUUCAGGGUACAGAAAGCGACCGGCAUUUUCUUUGCAUGGCGAUGACCCUAUACCAUCAACAUCGUCCACUGUACCUACUAAUUUGAGCAUGCCAAGAAGACAAGUUCCUGCGGUCAUACCGAGCGUGAGUUAUCAUAAGAACCAAAGUGGUUUGAUAUUACAACCAUCGACGACCGCUGAUAAAGAUGGUCCCCUGCAGAUCUCGUCAGGAAUGACAAUUCCAGCAGGGAUUCGAUUACCGCCAAAUAAUUCAAAAGAUCCGCCUGAUCCUCAACCAGUUGUUGCUUCAAGAAAAAGCACUGGCUUUAGUAUAGAGGACAUUAUGAGGCGAUAAUAUAGCAAAUUUCCGUAUCUUAAGAUAAAUAUAUUUAUUAAUCAAGGACUUUUUGAUUAUUUUGUAUUUAUUUUAUUUCAUAGCGUAGAGACUAAAUUAAUUAUGGAUUAUAAACAUAAUUUUCAUAUUACAAAUUUUCUAUAAGUAUGAUUUAAU